Molecule: messenger RNA, 2125 nt
Organism: Protomyces lactucae-debilis
Lineage: Eukaryota; Fungi; Ascomycota; Taphrinomycetes; Taphrinales; Protomycetaceae
Exons: 1
Coding region: 58-1977 (639 amino acids)
Biological process (GO): regulation of actin filament polymerization
Cellular component (GO): plasma membrane; actin filament; site of polarized growth
Molecular function (GO): actin filament binding
Source: RefSeq, a predicted model, not a curated record
GCGUCACCUCCACACUUGGUCUGCACACUACUACACAAGUCAUCAUCCAGCAUCAGCAUGAGCAUCUCCAUUGGUACAGACGUGCAGCAUGCCUACGAGCAAAUCAAAGCAGGUGAUCUCCUCUGGGCAGUCUUUGGCUACGAAGGCCAACAAUCCCUCAAAGUCCAAGCAACGAGCAGCACCGACUAUGACGAAUUUCCCGAUGAAUUCAGUGACGGACGGCUCCAGUAUGCCUUCCUCAAAGUCACCGAACCCAAUAGUCAAUUACCCAAGUUUGUCCUUGUGGGUUGGUGUGGUGAUGGCGCUCCGAGGAAAGGGAUCUUCCAACAGCACUUUGCCUCUGUCGCGGGUCAACUCACUGGUUACCAUGUUCAAGUAACGGCACGCUCCAGUGAUGAUGUGGCAAUGGCAGAGAUUGAGAAGAAGGUGGCAGACGCAUCCGGUGCAAAGUAUACCGUCAGCCAAGCAUCCUCCGUCUUUGGACCAACAAGCUCGAAAAAGACAAACUCACUCGUGAAUCAGCUCAAGCAGCAGAAUAGCAGUGCUCCGCUUGUUUCUGCGAGAAAGCCAAUGGCGCAAACGGCACCUAGGCUGCCACCUGGUGCGCCAGCCAGCGCAAAACCAACUGUGAGGACUGCAUCGACGAGAAAAGUGGCAGAUUGGGAUUCUGAGCAAAAAGCAGAACCAGUCAAGCUGCCAGGCAUAGGAGCCGCAACAACUACAGACACAGCAGAUGCACCCGUCAAGUCGAGUUACCAACCGAUUGGCCGACCUGAUAUUGCCGCCUUGCGUGCUCAAGGAUCCGGUGAUCAAGAAGCGCCGUCUCGAGGCAGUACGGGAACGACCUAUCGUCCUGCAGAGGUACCGAAAACAGGCGCUUUGGCAGAUCGCAUGUCUGCUUUUACAAACAACGAAACAAGCUCUACGGCGCCACCUACAACAACGCGACCACGGCAAUCGUCUAAUCCGCUAGCUAGUCGAUUCGGUCAACCUUCCUUUGGCACAAAACCUGCACUCCCUGGACAACAAACAACUGGGUCCAAGGCACUCGGUGGUUUGAGUAAGAAUUUUGGUGCAGAAGAUGGCAAAACGCCUGCGCAACUUUGGCAAGAGCGGAAAGCACGGGAACGUGGUGAAUCGAUUCCAGAACCUGUGCAGAGAGAAGCACCUGUGAAGGCUGCACAGUAUGGGCAAGAGGAGGAAGAAGAACGUGGUGUGGGUGCAUUGAAGGAGAAGUUUGCCGCUGUUGCAGUGGCACCAACACCGCCACCUGCUGCUGUGGCAAGAAGUGUACCGCCUGUUCGUGCGGCUUCCCCUGAACAAGAGGAAGCGGAAGAAGAGGAGGUUGCAGUACCCCCGCCACCACCUAUGAACACACGACCUUCAGGAGCUCGUGAGGCUGAACCAGAGCCUGAGCCAGAGACUGAAGAGGAAGUUGAAGAAGAAGCGGAAGCAGAAGCAAGUGCUCCAACGCAAUCCACUUUCAAAGACCAGCUUGCCGCCAAGAUUGGUGGUGGCCCCGUGGCGCCAGCAGCAGCAGCGUCGUCUGCGCCCGCCAAGCAAGCGAGUGGUAAACCACAAGCGCGUGUGUUGUAUGACUAUGAAGCUGCUGAGGAGGGAGAAGUCUCGCUUGCUGAAGGAGCGUUGGUGACUGAAAUUGAUCAGAUUGACGAAGGUUGGUGGUCUGGCACGAAUGAUGUGGGUGAGCAAGGCUUGUUCCCUGCCAAUUACGUGGAGCUUGUGGAGGGUGACGUUGAGGCACAGGCUGCUCCUGCGAGCAAGACUGGUGCUGGGUCAGAGAAGGGUCAGUGUGCUGUUGCCGAGUAUGGCUACGAGGUGGGCGAGGAAGGGGAGAUUGGAUUUGAGGAGGGAGAGGAGAUUACCCACAUCGAGCAGGUGGAUGAGGGCUGGUGGGAGGGCCGCAAUGCUGCUGGUGAGAAGGGCCUGUUCCCGAGUUCAUAUGUGCGGCUGAAGUAGCUGUUGCCCGUAGUAGACUCAGUAGAGUGCAGCAGACACUGCGCAGGAACCAGACAACCACACCACACAACACACACAGCAAGCUUCGGCUGUUCCUGACCAGAUAUAGACAAUGAGUAAGUGAGCCCAUCGCACCUCAUACGCCCAU